AUCCCAGUUGAAAAUCUCCGACACAUGAACAAAAUCAGUAUCACUAUAGUUGGUGAACUUGAUAUAUUGAGAAAGAACGCAUCAUGUUUUACUCUCGUAUAUAGCGCUUUCACAAUUUUUGCCAUCCUGUCUUGACUGUGACCCAUAAGGAAAAUGGUGCUCUUCUAUCUUCUAAAAAAUCUAGCCUCCAGUCGGCUUUCCUGUUCUUGAAGACUUUAUGACCGGUAGGCUCGAUCGUUUCAAAUGACAUGUAUAGUUCGCAUAAAAAAAUAAAGACUCCUCUCUAAGAAUCAUUCUUUGUUUUAACUUCAAAUAAGUUUUGGGUCGAACUGCAUUAACUUCAAUUGUUCCUAUAGGGUCAGGCAUGUGAUGAACUCAUUAAACUCAAAGGAAAUGACGAGACCCUCCACAAAUGGUAGAUCAUGUGGCUUAAUUUGUUACAACCCAAAUUUCAUAGAUUCACUUGUAUUCACACAUAUAUAAACUAUUUUUUCCACGCAAUCUCAUAUAUCAAUCAAUCUUUUCACACAAACUUGUAAAUUGAAAUAAACCAAUCAGGUUUGGCAUUAACUUCUUAUUAUUAAUAUUUCAUAGUUUCUCAAAUAACAAAAACCGUUGAUAUUUUACGAAGAUAAGAUGGCGAGACAAUAGACUUUUUCAAAUAUCAUAACUAAUAAACAUAAAAAAAUGAGAUGAGUUGGGGAGUUUGACAAAGAUGAAAAGAAAUUGAAUAUAUUUUGUAAGAAGGAUGCAUAUGUAAAAUAAAUAAAUAAAUAAAAUCAGAGCUAUAGGGAUAAUCGUAGUCAUUCAACCACUUCUACUUUAACAUCAGUGAUAGAUUCUAAUCCGAAUUGCACCUGGAGAACGCGUAGAUUCUAAUCCGAUCAGGACUAGGAGAACGACAAAGAAAGGCGGAAGGAAGCCUAAAUGGAAAAGGAUUCACUUCUUCCCCACGGCUUAAUAUUUAUUCGCCAAGUCUUCCCGGAUAUCAUUUGUUCCGAUCAAAUCGACUUUACGAAAACUCCAAUUAUUGGAAUGAACUGGUUCUUGAAACUCGUACGGUGCGGCUACCUCUCAGCAUCGGAUCGCAGGCAGCAACUCCGAGAUCCGCCCCAGCAGUUUCCCAAACUGGAAGACGAUCUCAUUGUGGAAAUUCUGGUCCGCAGCUUCCCGGACCCAAAAUCCGCCUGCCGAUGCAAGCUCGUCUGCAAGCGCUGGAGCUCACUCAUCUCCGGUGAUCGCUUCACUCACCGCUUCGCUUCUCACCACCAGUAUCUCCUCGCCCGUCGAAUUAUUCCCUCCAGCAGUAGUGCUAACAAUAUCCCCAGCAACAACUACAUUAGAAUCGCCGGUGACAAAAGGAGAUCGGAGCCUUGGGCUGAAUUGAUAUCCUGGGAGCCUCGUGCCUUCGUCUACCACAAUUUUCUGAGCAAGACAGAGUGCGAGCACUUGAUCAGUCGGGGCAAGCCUCAAUUGGCGAGGUCCAAGGUUUUCUGCCACGAAACUCGGAUGAACAUAGAGAGCAGCAAACGUACAAGCUCACAAGGAUUUGUAGGUUCGAGCAAUGUCGUUAGUGACAUUGAGAAACGGAUUGCUGAUUUCACAUUCAUACCCGUAGAGAAUGGUGAGCGUCUUCAUGUCCUUCACUAUGAAGUCGGGCAGAAACUCGAGCCCCACUUUGACUACUCCCCGUGCGAUUACUACAACAAGACUGGGGGAGCACGCGCAGCUUCUGUUCUUAUGUACCUGUCGGAUGUUGAAGAAGGUGGUGAGACAGUUUUCCCUUCUGCAAAACCAAUUAAUUGCAGUAGAAAGAGGAAGAAGAGAUUAGAGCUUUCGGUGAAGCCUAAGAUGGGCGAUGCAUUGGUUUUCUGGAGCAUAAAACCUGAUGGUAGUAGGGAUCCUUCGAGUAAGCAUUGUGGUUCUGCUGUGAUUAAAGGGGACAAGUGGUUAGCUAUUAAGUUUCUGCGAGUGAAUGAGUAUAAAGUCUGGAAUGCGUAGCCUUGGUGCUGCCAUUGAUGAGAAAUGUACGUAAAACAUUGAUGCAUGUUCUAAAUUUCUAAUAUCGGAGUUAACAUUUUAGUGUUAUUUGAUUGCAAGACAAUGAUAUAUUUUUUAAUGAUGCAAAACUCCACGGUUGUAUUGGCUUCCAUAUCUAUGAAUUAUUGAAAAUAUGAAGAGUGACAAGUUUCUAACCUCACAAUGUGAAUCAGAAUUUUUAGUAUCGGACUAAACCUAUAUUUUAGGCAAUUCUACCGUCUAUUUGAAAAAUCAUAUCAGUUUAAAAUUUCUCAUGUAAUAUGAACAAAACCAUCAUCAUCGUUAUACUUGGUGAACUUAAUAUAUUGAGGAAGAAUACAUCACGCUUUACUUUCGUAUAUAUUGCUUUCACUAGUCAUGUCUCUACCUUGACCGGUCUUUUGAAAAACCUAGUCUCCCCAUCUUCAAAUGACAUAUGUAGUUCCCAUAAAAAAAAAAAGUUCCUCCCAGAGAACAGUUAUUUGCUUCAACUUCAAAUAAAUUUGUGGCGAACUUCCUCUGUGUUUGGAUGCUUAAGCUUCAUCAAAGCGUUCACCAGUCAAUUGAUCAAGCAUCUUCCUCUGCUACUGAUCUCAGUCAGCCCCAAUGAAUCCACGUGAUGCAAUGCCCUAAUUUUUUGUUAGUGAAAGUAUCAAAUUAUGAGUAUGAUUAGGGCUGGUAAAAAGUUAUCUUGUUAACGGUGUAACCGAUAACCGAACCGGAAGCAGUUGUUAACGGUUACAGCGAUAACCGAUUAAACAGUAAACGGUCAGUUCCCGGUAGCUAAAUUUAGCUAAUUAAUAACCGACAGUUAAAUGGUUAGUAACCGACGGUUAAACGAUUUAUCAACUAAACGAUUAAGGUCAUCUUCAUAGUUAUGACUGCAAAUAAUAAUCUUAAUUAGCCGCAAGCAUAUGCCAAAAAUAAUGGGAUAUUUGAAGGCCUACAAGAUCCCUUGUCUAUCCUAUUUGUAAUAGUGGCUCAAAUGAGAAUAUUUUCAGAGAAGAGUUUUAGAACGAGCACAGUAGAAAGUUGGACUUGCUUAUAGUAGCUUGACAACAAUCAUUAACAUCUAAACUUCCAUGCAAUGUGGUUGGUUUAUGUCUUUAUGAGUUGAGUAAUUGUUGUUGGGUCUCUUAUUCUUAUGUACCUGUAAGUGAGAUCAUCGCGCGCGAUCGCGGCCUUGAGUUUAUUUCGUUUGUAUAGCUCGUAAUGCUUUUCGCGAUCCUCUCUGUUAGUAAGUUGUGUGUGAUUCAUAAUUCAAUCUCUCGCAAUAAUUCGAGUUAUCACGGGAUCCAAUCUCCUCUUGACGCACUUUGCAUUUUACAGGUCGGAUGUUGAAGAAGGUGGUGAGACAGUUUUCCCUGGUGCAAAACCAAUUAGUUACCGUAGAAAGUGGAAGAGAUUAGGGCUUUCAGUGAAGCCUAAGAUGGGCGAUGCAUUAGUUUUCUGGAGCAUGAAACCUGAUGGCAGUAUGGAUCCUUCGAGUAUGCAUAGUAAGUAUAGUAUUGUGGUCCCUAAAGAGUAUGAGUAUUACGAGUAGUAUAUUAUAUGUUACCACGAGUAUUGUUAUGUAAUUUGAUAGAGUUAUAUUUCUUAUCAGAAUCGUGUUUUUUCUUUCAGGCGGUUCUACCGUGAUUAAAGGGGACAAGUGGUUAGCUAUUAAGUUUCUGCGAGUGAAUGAGUAUAAAGUCUUGAAUGCUUAGCCUUGGUGCUGCCAUUGAUGAGAUUUGUACGUAAACAUUGAUGCAUGUUUUAAUAUCGGAGUUAAGAUUUUUACUGUUAUUUGAUUGCAAGACAAUGAUAGAUUUUAAUGAUGCUAACUCUGCAGUUAUAUAUGGACUUUCAUAUUUAUGGAUUAUUGAAAUACGAAAGAUAAAAGUUCCUUACCUCACAAUGUGAAAUAUUGGUAGGCUCGGAGCAGGAUCAUAUGCAUAACCUUGUCAGCAAUAAUUAUGUAAUAAUUAAUUUAUUUCAUG
Molecule: messenger RNA, 3998 nt
Organism: Linum trigynum
Lineage: Eukaryota; Viridiplantae; Streptophyta; Magnoliopsida; Malpighiales; Linaceae
Source: the annotation of a GenBank genome assembly